AUGUCGGACAACAUCAUCGUAAAGAGUGUAGCAGGAACCUGCAUAACAUUCUCCUUUAUCCUCGCUGGAAAUGCCAUAACACAAUCCUACAUGACGGUCCCCGCCCUCCUCGUCUCCUUCCCCCCACCAGGCUCUCCCGACCACAAAGACCGCGCCCGCCUCCUCGGCCGUCAAUGGCCCCUCUGCUGGACCGUCGGCAACCAAUUCUUCCGACCCAUUUCCACGCUGGGAUUCCUAGGCUACUCCUACGCGGGCUAUGCCGUGUACCGCGAGGGUAUGCUUGCGCGCAGCGACUGGAAGCUAUUUGGUGUGGCGGCUGCGCUGCACUUGACGACGAUUUUGCAUUCGGCGCUGAAUAUGCAGCCGUUGAAUGAUAAGCUGGAGGCGCUGGCGGAGAGGAGCUCGGAGAAGGAGUUGGGUGAGGCUGAGGAGGUGGCGAGGAAGUGGGCGAACUGGAAUAGGCUGAGGUUGGUGACUCCGGUUGUUGCUGGUAGUUUGGCGCUGUGGAAUUUGCUGUCGUUGUAG
Molecule: messenger RNA, 525 nt
Organism: Pyrenophora tritici-repentis Pt-1C-BFP
Lineage: Eukaryota; Fungi; Ascomycota; Dothideomycetes; Pleosporales; Pleosporaceae
Product: DUF1772 multi-domain protein
Source: RefSeq, a predicted model, not a curated record